UGCCUUGCAGGCUUCAGUCAGUCCCGAGCAGUGAAGCAAAGAGGAGCUCCUCGCUGAGUUUAUGAUUAAACUGACUUCUCUUUCUCCAUUAUACUUUUAAAAAAAAAAAAUAUUUAUUUAUUUUUUGCUGUUCUGCAUUUUUAAAUAUAUAUAUAUAUUUUUUAAAUUCUUUUGUUGACAUUUUAGUUGUUGUGCGGCGAAGUGGGAGCCCGCUCGCCGAUUUUGUAAUGCUGAAAUCUGAGCGAAAGGAACCCGGGCGGGUGAAGAAGCGAUGGAGAAGGCACAUGGGCGAAGGGCAGGGCUGAUGAUCUUUGCAACCGAGCCGUCGAGAGCAAUGAAGAGACUGAAGGGGUUCUAAGAAGAAAGAAAGAGAGAAAAAAAAAAAGCAUCGCUGAUCGCAUUCAUUCAAGUUUUGUGUGUGUGUGUGUCUGUGUGCGCGCGUGUGUGUGCGUGUGUGUGGAUAGGAGUGGGGGACCACAUCCGAAGCCCUCCUCGCGCCUAAAAUGUUGCGUUUGACAGCUUUGAGCCUCCUGGGGUGGACUUUAUUCAUGUGCAAAGUGAGCACGACUGCUGCACAGGACAAGGGGGGCUACUUGGUGGCCGCUCCGUCGGUGUUCCGAGCGGGCGUCGAGGAGAGCAUCAGCGUGACCAUCUUCAAUGCCAAAGCGGAGACUCGUGUGCAGGUCCAGUUGUCCGUGAAGGGACAGGCAGUGGCCCACAGCCACGGCUCCGUGCUUGAUAAAGGCACCAUCAAGCUGAAGGUUCCCUCUGGGCUGAGAGGCCAGGCCCACCUGAAGCUGUGGGGGAACCGUCACCUCACAGAGGGGGGCUACAUCUUCCACAACCACACCACAGUCACGGUGGAGAGCAAGGGCACAGCUGUUUUCAUCCAGACCGACAAGCCCGUCUACAAGCCCAAACACAAAGUGCUCAUCACAGUCUACACAGUCACGCCUGACUUGAGGCCAGUUAAUGACAAGAUGGAGGCAUACAUUUUGGAUCCAAGGGGAUCCAGGAUGGUGCAGUGGAAGGGUCUCAAAUCUAUCUGCUGUGGGAUUGUCAACAUGAGUUUCCCUCUGUCCGACCAGCCCGUGUUUGGAGAGUGGUUUAUCUUUGUGGAUAUGCAGGGUCACACAUACAACAAAUCAUUUGAAGUGCAGAAAUACGUCAUACCCAAAUUUGAAUUAACAAUCGAUCCGCCCCGCUACAUCCGUGACCUGAACACAUGCGAGCAGGCCACUGUCCGGGCUCGGUACACAUUCGGAAAAGCGGUAUCAGGGAAGUUGAGCGUGAACAUGACAGUGAAUGGAGUGGGCUACUACUGUCACGAGAUGGGCCAUCCUGUGAUCAAGAACAUGGAGAUGAAAGGCUCCGCAAACUUUAGCCUCUGCGUCAAAGACAUGAUGCCCGCAGAUGUGGCCGACCACUUCAGGGGCACUGUGAGCAUCUGGGCUUCGCUCACCAGCACGGACGGAAGCAGGCAAACCACCUUUGACGAUUCCACGCCGGUCCAUAAGCAGCUUAUUGACAUUAGGUACUCCAAGGACACACGGAAACAGUUCAAGCCAGGUCUGCCUUACAAAGGGAAGAUUGAGGUGACCUACCCUGAUGGGAGCCCUGCUGAUGGCGUGAGGGUGCGUGUGAAGGCUGAGUUGAGCCCCAAAGACAACGUCUACACGAGUGAAUUGAUCUCCAAGGACGGUCAGGCCACCUUUGAGAUCCCCUCCAUCCCAACCGCAGCACAGUAUGUGUGGCUCGAGACAAAGGUGACGUCCAUAGAAGGCAAGGCAGUUGGAGAUCAGUAUCUGCCCAGCUACUUGUCCAUCAGCAGUUGGUACUCUCCCAGCAGAUGUCACAUCCAGAUCCAGAACCCCAGCACCCCGCUCAAGGUCGGCCAAGAGGCUGAAGUGGCGCUCAAAUCCACGUGUCCCUGUAACUUCACCCUGCACUACGAGGUGGCGUCGAGGGGGAACAUCAUCCUCUCGGGCCAGCAGCCCGCCAACCUCACGGCCUUGCACCGAAGGAAACGAGCCACGGUCACCUUCGAGAAAAACAUUCACACCACCCACUCGCCUGUGUCUGCCUCAGGCUCGUCUUCGCAAAUGGAGAUGGACAGCUGUGUGUCGUACCUGCGCUUCACUGUCACUCACACCAUGGCGCCACUCAGCCGUCUGCUCGUCUACUACGUGCGGGAGAACGGCGAGGGCAUCACGGACAGUCUGCAAAUCCCCAUCCAACCCGCCUUCGAGAACAAGGUGUCUCUUUCCUUGUCCACCAAUGAGUCCAUGCCAGGUGACCCUGUGAGCUUGCAUGUCCGUGCCGAGAGGGGCUCCUGUGUCUGUGUGGCCACUGUGGACAAAAGCCUUUACUUGUUGAAGCCGGAUUUCCAGCUCAGUCCAGACAAGGUGUUCAAAGAGCUGUCAGACUUCGACGUGUCCGAUGCUUUUGGCGUUCAGAAAGACGAUGGACACCUUUGGUGGCCCGGGCUGUCGUCAAAGAGACGCCGACGUUCCUCGGUUUUUCCGUGGCACUGGGACAUCACCAAGGAUGCGCGCUUUGCUUUCACAGAAACGGGGCUCGUCGUGAUGACAGACAUGGUGAGUUUGAACCACCGGCAGAGUGAGGGGAUGUAUACCGACGAGGCCAUCCCCGCUUUUCAGCCGCAUAGUGCCACCCUGGUUGCCGCCAUGCAUUCUCGUUCAGCUGUCAGAACAGAGAAGCGCAGGCGAACAUUCUUCCCGGAGACGUGGGUGUGGCACUGCCUCAACGUCAGUGCCGAAACAGGCGAAGCGGUGCUGCGACUGGACGUGCCAGACUCCAUCACCACGUGGGUCACGGAGGCCGUCGGCCUGUCCAAAGACAAGGGGCUGGGCUUGGCCACGAGAGCGGAGCUUCGUACCUUCAAGCCUUUCUUUGUGGACUUCACCUUGCCUUAUAGCUUGAUCCGAGGGGAGCAAACCAAAGUUCCCCUGACCGUCUACAACUAUCUGCCGUCGUGUGCUGAGGUUCACAUUAAAGUGUCAGUUCCUAAGGGCAUCAAGUUUAUUGGUCAUCCUGGCAAGCACCACCUUACCAGGAAGAAGUGCGUGGCUCCAGGAGAGGCCACACCAACCACCAUCGUGUUGGCUUUCAGUGAACUGGGUCCCGCAAACAUCACAGCCCGGGCCAUCGCUUACAGUGAAACAAGCUGCUGCUCAGACUCACUACAGUCGGGCAAAACAGGAAAUGACGUGGAGGAAAGAAGGUCACCAUCUGGCCACGACUUUGUGCGUAGGACUGUCUUUGUGGAGCCAGAAGGCCUUUCUAGAGAAUAUACCUAUAGUGUCUUCUUCUGUCCCAAUGAGAGAAUCCACAUUUCGACCCCCAACAAGUACGAGUAUCAGUACGUCAAAAAGCCAGCCAAAAUGAGCCAGUUCCAGGUGGCCGUAAAGACGCACAGCGACGCCCAUUUCGCCCUCUCGCCCAUGCCGCAUGACAGUGCAGAGAUGAUUGAGAUUGUGCUGGGGGGCCGGCAGAACACUCGCUCCUGGAUCUCCUUGGGCAAGAUGGGCGAGCCGCUCGUCAGUGUCCCCACGCCGGGCAUCAUCUCCUGGGAUGAGUUCCGCAGCUUCUGGAUCGUCUGGAAGGGAGGUCUGGUGCAGGUGGGCCAUGGUUUACAUCCAUCCAAUGCAUCAAUAAUCCUUCAGUGGUCCGGCACAACCCCUUUACAGGUACGACACAUAGGCUUCUCCACAGGGUGGGGCUCGGUUGGGGAGUUUAAGAUCUGGAGGAAGGAAGACUCGGAUGAGAACCACAACGAGGCCUUCACUCUGGGGGUCCCGCACAACAUGGUGCCUGGAUCUGAGCGAGCCUCCGCAUUAAUGAUCGGGGAUGUGAUGGGGCCCACGUUGAACAACCUGGACAAGCUGCUGCGACUGCCGUUCGGGUGCGGGGAGCAGAACAUGAUCCACUUUGCGCCCAACGUCUUCGUGCUCAAGUACCUGCAGAAGACCCAGCAGCUCAGCCUCGAGGUGGAGAAUGAGGCUACCGAUUACCUCUUGCAAGGUUACCAGAGACAACUGACCUACAAACGUCAGGAUGGCUCCUACAGUGCUUUCGGAGAGAGGGAUUCCUCAGGAAGUAUGUGGUUGACAGCGUUCGUGCUCAAGUCCUUCGCCCAGUCGCGGGGCUUCAUCUUUAUUGACCCCGAGGAGCUGCGAGCGGCUAAGUCGUGGCUCAUCAGGCACCAGAGAGACGACGGCUCCUUCCCGGCCAUGGGGCGGAUUCUGAAUAAAGACCUGCAGGGUGGGACCCACGGGAAGAUUUCUCUGACGGCUUAUGUGGUGGCAGCGCUUUUGGAGACGGGGAUAUCAACUGAUGAAGAGAAGGUGGCAGUGACCAAAGCCAAGGACUUCCUGGAGACCAACACCUACUCCGCUGACGACCCUUACACUACUGCCCUGUGCGCGUACGCUUUGGCGCUGCUCCGCAGCGCCUUUGCCCCCCUCGUUCUGCGCCGCCUCAACCACAUGGCCAUUAUGCAAGAUGGACUCACCCACUGGAGCCUGACUGGAAGCACGAUGACGGACGAAGACACUUUCAUGGGCUUCAGCGACGGCCUUUCCCAGUCAGUGGUGUCGGCAGAGGUGGAGAUGACGGCCUACGGUCUUCUAACCUACACUCUCCUCGGAGAUGUGGCUUCAGCCCUGCCCGUGGUCAAAUGGCUCUCCCAGCAGCGGAACGCCCUAGGCGGGUUCUCUUCUACACAGGACACGUGUGUGGCACUCCAAGCGUUGUCCGAGUACGCCAUCCUGUCCUACGUUGCGGGUGUCAACCUCACCAUCUCAUUGGCCUCCACCAACCUGGACUUCCAGGAGACCUUUGAGCUCAACAAGGACAACAAGAAACUCCUUCAGAGCGCCACGAUUCCCAGUAUUCCUACGGGCCUUUUUGUCAGCGCCAAGGGAGAAGGUUGCUGUCUCAUGCAGAUUGACGUUUCCUACAACGUACCCGACCCGGUAUCCAAGCCGGCUUUCCAGCUCAAGGUGGACCUCAAAGAGACGCCUCUUCCCUCCUCCUCCUCAUCAUCCUCCCGUCAUCCCUCCUCGCGACCACGCAGCCGUGCCGACAACCGCUCCGAGCUCAACCGCAAGCGUCGGGCGCCGAUCGACGACGACGACCCCGCGGCGCACCAAGACAAAAUGGACUUCCACAUCGCCUUGGAAGUCUGCGCCAGGUGGCUUCAUUCGGGCUCCUCUAACAUGGCCGUUAUAGAGGUCCCCAUGAUCUCCGGUUUCCGAGCAGAUGUUGAAAGCCUUGAGAGGCUGCUGAUGGACAAGCGUGUGGGUCUGAAGAGGUACGAGCUCAACGGCAGGAAAGUCUUGUUCUACUUCGAUGAGAUCCCCAGCCAGUGUAUGACUUGUGUGGCCUUCCGGGCUGUCAGGGAAUACAUCGUGGGCAAGACAGCGCCUGUUCCGGUUAAGAUCUACGACUACUACGAACCAGCCUUCGAGGCCACCCGCUUCUAUAACGUCAGCGAGAGCAGCCCGCUCGCCCGGGAGCUGUGCGACGGACCCACUUGCAACGAGGUGGAGAGUUCGUCCAAUCACUGGACAGGUUUCGUGCAGGCGAAUCAGUGCAACAACGUGUUUGGCUGCCUGGAGAUGGAACAGUUUGAACGCUGCACCUGCUACCGGGACUGCGGCUACGACGGGGAGCCCGUCUGCGGGUCCGACGGACAGGUCUACCAGAACCAGUGUCAGAUGGAGGUUUUCGCCUGCCGGAAUGGGACGCGCAUCAAGCAGAGCCCCGUGUCCCAGUGUCCUCACCUGGCUAUCAAGGCAGAGGACAAGCAACCAAUAACAAGCCAGGAGACUGAACAACCCUCAGUGCCUAUACACACGGGCGAGGAGGAGCAGGGCUCGAUGGCCGACGUAUCUUACUACUCUUACGAUUACGACCCGGACUCCGAGCCAUUCCUGGCUGACGCCGAGGCGCGGGACCCCAGUUUCGACGUUCCCCGAGCCGACCCGGACGCGGGCCAGAAGGUCCUCCUGCCCGCCGACGCGCAAAUCCCCACAGCGGCCGCGAGGAGCAGCCCCCAACGAUGAAAUGCCUGAGUGAAGCCAUCCCCACUUCCACUUUGUACAUUAUUUGUGAAUAUGCUAGGGAAUGAAAGCUAAGAGAGAAGCCCCAAAGGAAGCCACAUGAGCGUGUGUGUGUGUGUGUGUUUGUUUGUUCACUCUCCUCCUUACUUCACCAUAGCAUUUUUGUUAUUCACCGUACUGCCUUUAUAAUCAGUAGAAAAACAAAAAAGGAUAAUAAUCAAAUAUUUAUGUUUUUUUGUUUUGUAAUUACAGCUGACUUUAAGCUAAACUAUUGUGUUAUAUUUUCUAUCUGUGGUAUUUAUUUGUAGCUAGAGGUCAUAUUGUUACUUUUUGUCACUGCCUGCCCAUGCGCGUUGUCGUUAUGGUCCAAUCACUUCAGUUGUGCUGUUUUCUUUUUUUUUUUUAUUAUUAUUAUUAAUAGCCAUCUUUAAAGGAGAUAUAUUAUGGAAAAUUGACUUAAUUACUUAUAUACAAAUAGUUUAGACUCUGGAGUGCCUGCCUGCCCAUCAAGUGUGAUGGUCCAAAAAAUGGACACCUAGAAACAGUUUGAAAUUGUGAAAACAUAUAAUAUGUCUCCUUUAAUACAUUUAUUGGAAUGUUUGCUGGGAGAUAAGUCAUGCUUUACAAUGGGGAAUCCCAAACUUCACUAAAAUACACCAGGCUCGCGCUAAAGAACACAGAAUGCAUGAAUUUACUACCCAAAAAAAAAGUGUCAAAAAGCCAAGAUAUAGUGCGUGGGAGAUAAAUAUUGGACUAAGUUUGGGAAACCCCUACUUUACAGAAACAUAAGCUGAAACAUGAAGCACGGCAGAGAUUCAGAUUGAGUAUCUUUAAAGACAAAGGUGGUUUGACAGGCACCAGAAGUCCCUGGCGGACUUGAACCCCCCGCAACACACACGCAGAGUUUUGUUGUUGUUGUUUUUAAACCGGACUCACAACCAGAACCCUCAGAGAUGACUUCCCUUCCUUUCCACCUGCUUUGAGAUUUGAUUGUACAGUUCAUAAGCUACUUUGUUUAUGUUACAUUUUGAUUCAUGAAGCAAUCAAAGAAACAAAUAGAGAAGAAUGAAGUUUUUUUUUUUUCAAUUGCUGUAAAUGUUCUAAAUUGGAUGAUACAUAACCUGUAUUACAUAACAAAUAUUGAGAUUUUUAAAUAAAAUAAAGUUUUAAAAAAUGUCA
Messenger RNA from Phyllopteryx taeniolatus (common seadragon), 7265 nucleotides. RefSeq names its product C3 and PZP like alpha-2-macroglobulin domain containing 8 (gene cpamd8). The record is from RefSeq and is a predicted model, not a curated record. NCBI's taxonomy places the organism in Eukaryota, Metazoa, Chordata, Actinopteri, Syngnathiformes, Syngnathidae. Bases 504 to 6089 code for a protein of 1861 amino acids. Gene Ontology annotation, molecular function: protein binding; endopeptidase inhibitor activity. Gene Ontology annotation, cellular component: extracellular region. The transcript has 44 exons.